CACGUUGUCUGUUGACCGUAUACAGUUCCCAUAAUGUGUCCGAGCCAUGAUCGUUUGUAAUGGGGAGCAGCUAACAGGCUAUGGUAAUGUAAAAUGAUCUUCUUUAGUGUAUGUGUAUCCAUAUUAUGCUAAUAUUAAAAUUAGUUGUCAACGUGUUAAGGCAGGUUUCACGCAGAUUAAUUUAGCUCUUCCUGACAUAAUUCCAGCAAGUGAUGCACCGUUUCGUUAGUCAACGUUGCUGGAAAGUGAGGCAAAGAAUGCGAAGAGCCGUCCAGGGCUGCUGCUCCCACACGCAACAGGCAGGCAGUAAAGUUAGGGCACAGAACUGAGGCAGAACGCAGUUUUAGUGGGUUACGGAGAUUGAAAACAUGGUUGCGGUCAACCAUGAGCCAAAAAAGACUGAAUGGAGUUGCGGUGUGCCAUACUCACCAGGAGAGGCUGGACAAUUUGAACAGACAAGAAAUUGCCCAGCAGUUUGUUCAGGGAAAUGAAAGGAGGAGAGAAGUUUUGGGGUCCUUUACAUGGAUAUCAGACAAUUCUUCUCACAAAGCAGAGACGGGGCAGGGAAACAGUGACAGAUGAGGAGGAGGGUGAGAGAGAUUUGUUUCAUGAAGAGGAAAGGAAGGCUUCCGCUCUCAGUGUAAUCUCACAGACGCUCUACAUAAUCUAAAUCGAAUAAUAAAAGGAAUAAAGCUUAUAAUCAUUGAUAGGUGAAGGUUCCUGUAAGGAUGAAAGGAGUCUCCUGCGUCAGUGCUUUCUAACAGUCAGAGAUUUCUUUCAGGAAGAGCAAAGCAAGGCAGAUCCAUCAUCUCAAUCAUCGCUUCGAAUUUCAGUGUAAUCUCAGACAUUUCUUGGAUUUGGAUAAAACCAAUGAAAAGUUAUGUUCUGCUAUUGACACGCUAGCAGACAAAACAUUCACAACCAGAUUACACAGAACUUCAGAUUUUUUUUUUUUUGAAGAUCAAGGUGGCAAGAAUGGGCCGUAAGAAGAUCCAGAUUACCCGCAUUGUUGAUGAGCGAAAUAGACAGGUGACCUUCACUAAGAGGAAGUUUGGCUUGAUGAAGAAAGCGUAUGAGCUGAGUGUACUGUGUGACUGUGAGAUCGCACUCAUUAUCUUCAACAGCUCCAAUAAGCUCUUCCAGUACGCCAGCACAGACAUGGACAAAGUUUUACUCAAGUACACUGAGUACAACGAGCCUCAUGAGAGCCGGACUAACUCGGACAUUGUCGAGGCCCUGAACAAGAAGGAGCAGCGUGGCUCUGAGAGCCCAGAAGUGGACACAUGCUCGUAUGUUCUCACCCCACACACUGAGGAGAAAUACCAGAAGAUUAAUGAAGAGUUCGAUAACAUGAUGCGCAAUCAUAAAAUGCCGGCGGUUUUGUCUCAGCAGAGCUUCUCCAUGCCUGUGGCACUGCCAGUCUCUGAGCACGGUGUCCACUCCUACAGCAGCAUCGGAGCUCUGGGUGAAGCCGGCAUGCUGUCUCCAUCCUCCAGUACCCUGCAGAGAUCUCCAAACACACGACUAACAGCUGGUGGACACCCUUCUUCAGAUCACACCCCCAAUGGUGUGCACUCCGCUUCAGUAGUGAAUGGUUACAUCAGUGCUCAGGGAGAGAACAGCAUGGGAAGAGGACCGACAGUGAAAUCUGCAGCACCCCCUACAGGAAACCUCGCAACCAUUGGACAUAAACCAGAGCUCCGAGUGCUCAUUCCACCAUCCUGUAAAAUCUCAUCAGCUCUGAGGAUAAACAGCCCACCAUCUAGCCAAUCAAUGAGCGCGCAGGUGGUGUCCAUGACAACACCCAGUAUGCACCCCCAUGGCCUGUCGUACCCCACUAUGACAUCAGCAUACAGCUCAGAUUAUGGCUUAAACAGCUCAGAGCUCAGUAACAUACAUGGCUUCAGCAUGCCAGACAGCCUGACUUUGGCUUCAGGGUCACCAUGGCAACAUAGUCAAACAUCAAUUACUUCUCAGGGAGUCCCUCGUUCCUUAUCCCAUGUCUCUGAGCCGUCCUCCAGGUCUUCUCCAGUCAUGGAUAUAAAAGCUGAACCUGUGUCUCCACCAAUGGCUUUCCUCUCUGCCCCUCCGUCCUCCUCUCUCCACUCUCCAGCUGAAAGCCUCGCCUCCUCCUGCAGCUCAUAUGAAGGCAGUGAGCGUGAGGAGCAGCACAGAGACACCCAUCCCUCUGUGCCCACCCUGGCUCAGGGCAGUGGGCCAUCAGAGGGCAUCAGGGGUCCAUCACUCAAACGGCUGCGCACAGAGAGCUGGGUAACAUAGCACUCAAUAGGAAUGAGCUGUUGGAAGGAAAGUAAGCAGGGAGCAAACCGUCUGGUCACUAUUUAUUGCAAGUAACAGUAUUGCUGUUGUCCCUUUUUAGUAUAUGUAGCAAGAACUAUAGGGACAUAGGAUACAGGAAAAGGGUGCGUCCUGAAGGAAAAAUCUUCUUACAGGGUUGUACAGGGAUGACUAAUGGUCAGGUUAUUCCUUUUUAUCAGCAGAAAAUCAAAUUUAUAAAAGUCUGUAGGAUUUUUUUUUUUUAAAUCAGGGAAUGAAGUUUUGCUUUCAGUGAUAUUUGUAGUAUGACAUCAAGCCAAAAGGGUUUGGUAUUUAUAAAUGUUUCUACAGUUUUCUUUCUGGGUCUUCAAACUGAAGCAUGAACUUGAGCCAAUAAUUGCCUGCUUCAAAAUAUACUCUAGUGCUCUGGGCAUAGAUUAUUUGCAAGAAAGGGCAUUUUCAUUCUUUUUUGUCAUGCUAGCAUAUGCAAACAAACAUGAACAUUAUUUAAAAAAAUCAUUGCUCUUUGGAAUUUAGAAUGAAUAAGCUGUAAAUGCAUGUUGUAAUCAAAUUUUAGUGCAGGGGAGUCAAACUCAGUAUUCAGUUACUCUGCCCUUCCUGAGGUUCAAGUGCAAUAAGGAGUUAAGAGUGUUAUUGUUCCGUGAUCACAUCUGUCCCUAAUGAUGCCAUCAGCCAUGCUGAACUCAUCUAAUCUACGCUCUGGUGAAGCGGAAGGAAAGACGAAGCAUUUCGGACGCAGUGUUAUCACUAACUGAGUGUGACAUUACAUAGUCGGAUGCUUAGAGAAAGUGCCGUCACUAUAUACUGUAUAUAUAAUUAUAUCAGCUGCUUUAGCAACAUUUAUAUCCAUAACAUUUUUUUUCUCCUCAUUGUUUUGCACAAGAGAUCGCUGUUGGGUUUGCAUCAGUGUGGCCAAAGGGUGUAUUAAUGACUCAAAGAGUGUGCACAUGAGUACACUUCUGAACCCUAAAAUAAGAAAAGGGACAUCCUGCAACCUUGUGGAUUUCAUGGACACACAAAGAAAGUCAAAAAGACCUCAAGUGUGCCAUUUGUGACAGAAGGCUGUAUCGCAGGAGUUCAGCUCAGGUCAGUUACCUUGUCAGACCAUCCACCAUCCAGCGUGAGCUCAGUAGGACUGUUUCAGCAUCCAAAUAUUCAGUUACAUACUCUAUAUGGCUAAAAGUUUGUGGACACACAACCAUCACACCUGUGCGUGCUUGUAGAACAUCCCGUUCUAGAUUUAGUCCACAUUUGCUGUUAUUAUAGCUUCCAUUGUUCAGGUGUCCACAAAUGUAUGGCCAUACCGUGUAACUUCAGGUCUGCUUUAUGAUCUUCACAUCAGGUUUUUCAUUGUUGGAAAUUAUUUGCAUUAUUUACCAGUAGACCUCCUUUUUAAAAAAAAAACACAUCAUGGACAUUAGUAAUCGUUCACUGAGGCUCUAUUUAUUAAACUAGACAUAAUGUAUUUGGAAUACUGUUUAUACA
This is a messenger RNA of Neoarius graeffei (lesser salmon catfish), 3783 nucleotides long. Its product is annotated as myocyte-specific enhancer factor 2A-like. NCBI's taxonomy places the organism in Eukaryota, Metazoa, Chordata, Actinopteri, Siluriformes, Ariidae. The record is from RefSeq and is a predicted model, not a curated record. Gene Ontology annotation, biological process: positive regulation of transcription by RNA polymerase II; cell differentiation. Bases 976 to 2280 code for a protein of 434 amino acids. The transcript has 13 exons. Gene Ontology annotation, molecular function: RNA polymerase II cis-regulatory region sequence-specific DNA binding; histone deacetylase binding; DNA-binding transcription factor activity, RNA polymerase II-specific.